ACCUCCAGUGCACCUCCUCUGUAUGGUACUGAAUUAUUGCCAGCAUGCCUCCCAGUCAUUUUUGCUACCACAAUGCCUCCAGUGUACAGUUGUAGGUCAAUACUGUACUCCAGUGUAGUUGUAGGUCAAUACUGUACUGAUCAUCUAUUGCCAAAGUACGUUCAUGUAUCAUUAAGAGAUUACCUCUUUGUUCUUAGUCAUAUUCUAUCAGCAUUUUUUGUCAUUAUUCAGUUCUGUGACAAAUAUGCAGAUCUUUUAUUUGUAUUGUUGCUUGUGGGCUUCACCAGAUGGCACCUCUGAGCUAGAUGACUCCC
Messenger RNA from Owenia fusiformis, 314 nucleotides. The record is from the annotation of a GenBank genome assembly. NCBI's taxonomy places the organism in Eukaryota, Metazoa, Annelida, Polychaeta, Sabellida, Oweniidae.